AUGGAUAAUAAAUUGUUUAUUGCAGCAUUGGGUGCUGGUAUUGGUGCUGCAGCUACAUAUAUCUCAACAAAGGUGUCAUCCACCAAGAAGAGAAAAUCAGAUUUCACAAGUGAUGUUCAAUUUGACAAUGACACCACGAUGGCCGAUGAUAAUGAUGAUAACGAUGUCAAACCAAUCGAUGGACAUACCAGUUUGUUGGCAUCGGCCGACCCCUUUGCCAAGGACAAGCUCAAUCUAAGCUCGAUGUUGGAGCAGGAGAUCUUUGAUGAACAGAUGAAUAGAACCAUGUUGUACUAUGGUGAGAACGGCUUCAAAAAGUUGCGAGAAUCUUUUGUUAUUGUUGUUGGUCUCGGUGGUGUAGGUGGUGCCGCAGCACACGUGCUGCUGCGUAGCGGCGUCAAGAAGAUUCGUUUGAUCGAUCCCGAUCUCGUGACGAUCUCCUCGCUCAACAGAAACGUUCUGGCGGCACGAAAAGACGUCGGUCGCUCCAAAGUCGAGACAAUGAAGUCGUACUUCAAUGCGAUCUGUCCAGAGGUGGAGGUCGAAGCGAUUCAAACCUUCUUCAGCGCCGAGGUAGCCGAUACACUGCUCGGUGGCAAUCCAACUAUUGGUAUUCUCUAA
Molecule: messenger RNA, 621 nt
Organism: Heterostelium album PN500
Lineage: Eukaryota; Evosea; Eumycetozoa; Acytosteliales; Acytosteliaceae
Product: ThiF family adenylyltransferase
Exons: 2
Coding region: 1-621 (206 amino acids)
Biological process (GO): cyclic threonylcarbamoyladenosine biosynthetic process
Cellular component (GO): mitochondrial outer membrane
Molecular function (GO): ubiquitin-like modifier activating enzyme activity; tRNA threonylcarbamoyladenosine dehydratase activity
Source: RefSeq, a predicted model, not a curated record